AUGGAUUCUGAACCGGCGGAGGCGGAGCUUUGUGUCCCGCCUGCCGAGCCGCAUGCGCUUGGCGAGUGCCCGGUGACAGCUUGGGAUUCUGCUUCAGAGUCUGGCAAGAAGCAGCAAGAGCUGCAACUCACGCCAGGGGAGUGUGUCGAAGCUCCCACUUCAGUCGAUGGCAGAAGCGCAUCACAGGCGGAUGCCUGCGACAUCGGGCUUGAUGAUUGCUGCACGCAGCUGGGCGAGUUAGAUGAUGUUUUUGGGAAUUCAGCAGAAGAGAUGGGCAGUCCAGGACCUCAGCGAGAAGAUCGCGAACUUGCCACUCCCAGCACGGAUGCACUUGGGGAGGAGUCCCGCACGUCUGUCUUGGCUUUAGCUGCAGAUGGUGCAUCAACGUUGGAGGAUGAGCAGCUGCCGGAUGAGUCGGUGGUUUGUUCGGAGCUUGCUGGGGCCGACCCAAGCAGUUCGGAUCUGGAUUUGGGCAUCGCCAUCGCUGCGCCAAUUCUGCCAGAGUCCGUGCCAUCUGAUUGCGAGGUCACCGAUGCAACUCAAUGCAUGGCCUCAAGUGGUGAAUCAGAGACGGCCUUCAGCAUCAAGGCUUCCGGCAUUGCAGAAAGUGCAGCCGAAUCCGAUGGUUUGGCUUCGCCGAGCAUCACCAACGCGGCCGAUGUGAGCACGGGUCCUUCUCAAGCACGCGAUGAGCCUUUUGAGGAGAGGCUGAGCGGAGGCGACGGAGAUGUGUUGGCCGCAGACUCGGAGCACACUGACGACGGAGCUGUUCGCAAGGAUUCCAGCAUGGAUUCUGAACCGGCGGAGGCGGAGCUUUGUGUCCCGCAUGCCGAGCCGCAUGCGCUUGGCGAGUGCCCGGUGACAGCUUGGGAUUCUGCUUCAGAGUCUGGCAAGAAGCAGCAAGAGCUGCAACUCACGCCGGGGGAGUGUGUCGAAGCUGCCACUUCAGUCGAUGGCAGAAGCGCAUCACAGACGGAUGUCUGGGACAUCGGGCUUGAUGAUUGCUGCAUGCAGCGGGGCGAGUUAGAUGAUGUUUUUGGGAAUUCAGCAGAAGAGAUGGGCAGUCCAGGACCUCAGCGAGAAGAUCGCGAACUUGCCACUCCCAGCACGGAUGCACUUGGGGAGGAGUCCCGAACGCCUGUCUUGGCUUUAGCUGCAGAUGGUGCAUCAGCGUUGGAGGAUGAGCAGCUGCCGGAUGAGUCGGUGGUUUGUUCAGAGCUUGCUGGGGCCGACCCAAGCAGUUCGGAUCCGGAUUUGGGCAUCGCCAUCGCUGCGCCAAUUCUGCCAAAGUCCGUGCCAUCUGAUUGCGAGGUCACCGAUGCAACUCAAUGCAUGGCCUCAAGUGGUGAAUCAGAGACGGCCUUCAGCAUCAAGGCUUCCGGCAUUGCAGAAAGUGCAGCCGAAUCCGAUGGUUUGGCUUCGCCGAGCAUCACCAACGCGGCCGAUGUGAGCACGGGGCCGGAUCAGCAGAUGCUGAUGGUUGCUUCAGUUGCUGAGGCAAGCACUCCUCUGCCAACUGCUUGCCAUGCCGAUGAUGCUGGGGAAAGACGCACGAAGGACGGGUGUUUAAUCUUGCCUGUCAUGCGCGCAUCAUGCGUAGUUGCUCUUGGCUGGGGUUUCACAUUCCUGCUGGCCGCGGCUGAGCCUCUGAUCAGGAGGCAGCGCCGCGAAGAGCGGCCUGGAUUUGCUUUCUCGUCGAAGCUUGGCUCGCACGCAGGUUGA
Messenger RNA from Symbiodinium necroappetens, 1722 nucleotides. The record is from the annotation of a GenBank genome assembly. NCBI's taxonomy places the organism in Eukaryota, Dinophyceae, Suessiales, Symbiodiniaceae.